CAUCAGAACUCAUCCGUACGCGCCCAUCUCACGGCAUACACUCACACCAUCGUUCUCAGACGGACGAUUGUUGCAUACUCAGUAUGGCGUCGAGUGCGGUGCAAGCGUCCCCGAAUGCCAAUGCUGACAUGCAGGCGCAGCGGGAACCCCAGCAAGAGGAGGAAGAGGGAGCAGGAGCAGCUCCCACUGUGCCACCACAAGCGCCAGGGCCGCGAUACCAGUAUCAGCUCCUCUACUCCAAGUCUCGCGUCACACUCCACCCUACACCAUACUCAAAGGACAACAUACCUGGUUACCUUGCACUACUUCGCCGGCACAAGAUCCGCAAAGCAUCCGUAGAUUCACAAGCUUCUUCUUCUGCCGGUCCUUCCUCACAACCCCUACGUAGGCAGUUCUCCACUCAGGACAACAGCUACGAUGUCAUGCUCAGCUGGCUACCAGAGGAGCUGGUCAAGGAUCGUAGCGAGACGGCUAAAUUCGUCGAUGUAGAGCUCAGAGAGGCCGAAGGGGCAUCGCAGAGGGGCGAAGAGGAGACGGAAUGCACAGUCAUGCAUUCCGAUAGUGGAAAAGUGCUUAGCAUGAGGGAAGUCGUAGAGAACGAGUCCAUCCUCGUGCAACCUCCGCCGCUAGCGUCGCCAUCAACCUCAUCGACCUCCCCUGCAUCCUACGCCUUCUCACAUCCGCUAGGCAUGCUGUACUCGCUGCAAGCCACGCCGCCAACAAUCUCAAAUUGGUACGGCUCCCUCACCAUCUGCCUUGUUGGAGGUCAGACGCUCGCGCCCCUCUACUUUCACGAUGAUGAGAGCAGGACUACUAUCCUAGGAAUGAUCCGCGCAAGCAAGGCGCCUGCGUACCCUCCCACCAUCAUCUCUCCUUCUGCGCCAUCGCCACCUGUAUGGGGAGGCGACGAGCUCGUACAACAGCUCAAGAAGUACGCUUUCAUCCACAGAUCGGUACAUGACCACCGCAUCUUCCUGGUGAACCCAGAUCCAGAGGAUCUGGAGAUGCACAGUACACCAAUCUUUGCAGAUGACGCUCUGGACCUCUCUCCAACGGCGGCGAGGAGACGUCAGAGCGGACGUCAUUCAGGUAUGCCCCACGAUGCAUUUGCUUUUCCGGACGACCCUUUUGCACCGAGCUACGGGUCGAGGGCUAGCGACAGUGGAGCAAGUACGCCGACGCGCGAUAGCAAUCGAGACUCUUUCAGCUCCUGGGCAAAGACGACGCGGAUGUCUCUCCUGUCAUCCUUCUCGCAUGUGACUAGAUCAGCAAGAGAUGCCUCGCGUCAGAUUCUGACUUCACCAAAUACCGCGCCGUACGCCGCAAAAUUGCCAGCAGCCGUCCAGUCUUUUGCGCAGGCCGGACCUCUUGGGCCAUUUGGACCUACCAGCGAUGACGUCUCCAAGCUGAGCCAGAAGGCUGGAGUGAUGGAGUACGACUCUGCCAGAGUGUAUCUUGCCAAGUGGGCCAGACUUGUGGCUGAGGAGGGAGAGAGGAGCAAGCGUAGAGAAGAGGCAAAGGGAGGCGCCGUAGAGGGCGGCAGGACGUCCAUGACGGAAGAGGGCGGACUCGGGGGAUUCGAGAUCCUCGAGCGUGGUUCAGCUACGCCUCUUCAGCUCACGAGGCGCUACGACCCGGUUCAACUGGUCGAAUUCCAGUCCUGGUUCGAUCCGCAUGAUGGAAGACCGAGGAUAUCGUUUGACGAGUUCAAGUCUCGAGUCUUUGCAAGGGGACUUGCACCAUCCACGCGCAAGUUGGCGUGGCCUUUCCUCCUCGACGUCGUGCCGUGGAACACAAGUGCUGCCGAGCGAUCGGCAUACUUUGCUGAGAAGGCCGAAAAGUAUCGACGUCUGAAGUCGUUGUGGGCCGCAGAGGACUCUCCGUCGGCCCAAGCUCUGAGGGGGAGAGACGACGUCAUAGAUCAGCGGCACCGCAUCAGAGUGGACUGUCUACGGACAGAUCGGAAACAGCCAAUGUUCUCCUCUGGUGCCAAGACGGACGGAGAUGGUGGUGACGACCACGAGGAGCCGGAAGCAAAAAGCGCUGCAUCGCCUGUCUCUAGAAAGGCCUCACUUGCGGGCAUCCAGUCUCGCCAGGCCGGACAAGGCGAUUCUACCAAUGCUCACAUCCUCGCACUAGGUGAGGUACUCCUCACCUACACCUUCUACGACACUCUGGGCCCAGCAGUGCUGGCCGAAGAGGAUGCGGAGUAUGGCAAACUCCUUGAAGGCAGGAGGAUCGACGAGGGCGAAGUGGGAGGGUACGUGCAGGGCAUGAGCGACCUCUGUGCGCCAUUGUACAUCAUCAGUGAAGGAGACGAGGUCGAGGCCUUUUGGAGUCUGGUCGGGCUCAUGAAACGAAUGCGACCCAAUUUCCUUUCCUCCCAAGCAGGCAUGAAGACCCAACUCCUGCAUCUCCAAUCCCUCAUUCGUCACGCCGACCCGCCACUGUAUGCGCACUUGGAGCAAACAGGUUCUCUGAACCUCUUCUUCUGCUUCCGCUGGCUACUAGUACGAUUCAAGAGGGAGUUCCCGCUGGACGAGGUGCUGAGGAUUUGGGAAUGCUGCUUGGCACUAGAGCCAAGCAACGACGGUAGCAGCGGCAACAGCAGCAGCAGCAACAGUAGCGCAACCGACCAACUCUCUUCUGCCCCCUCUCCCUCUCCCUCUGCCCGUCCCUCCACCUCACACCUGCAUCUCUUCCUCUGUCUCUCCCUCCUCCUCUCCAACCGAACACCCACCAUCGAGUAUCUCGACUGUUUUGAUGAAGUUCUUCAAUUCUUCCAGGGAUUAGCAGGUCAUAUGGAUGUCGAGGCUUGUUUAGGCGGGGCGGAGAGGGCUUGGAAGGGCUUGAGGAGGAGGGUGGAAGAGGUACUUGAGGAGGAGGGGAAGAAGGAGGGUGAUGAAGAGGGAGAGGAAGAGGAAGAGGAAGAGAUGGGAGUAGAAGAGAAGAGUUUAUUGGAGAUUAGAGAAUUGGUGGGCUUGUAAACCUGGAGAAACAGUCUUUUGUACACUACCUAUGCAUCACCCUUUUUCAACAGAGUUUGAGCAAUCGUUGCUAUCCUGGCCUAGCGCUCUCUCUCUCUCUCUUCAUCAGUCACACACCACAUCACAUCACACCACAUCACAUCACACCACAUCAUACUGCUCACGGCGCGC
Messenger RNA from Microstroma glucosiphilum, 3158 nucleotides. Its product is annotated as RabGAP/TBC. Gene Ontology annotation, molecular function: GTPase activator activity. NCBI's taxonomy places the organism in Eukaryota, Fungi, Basidiomycota, Exobasidiomycetes, Microstromatales, Microstromataceae. Gene Ontology annotation, biological process: activation of GTPase activity. The coding region runs from base 84 to 2987 and encodes 967 amino acids. The record is from RefSeq and is a predicted model, not a curated record. The transcript has 3 exons.